Malaclemys terrapin pileata is the source of this 1522-nucleotide messenger RNA. It is a transcript of the gene RILPL2, whose product is annotated as Rab interacting lysosomal protein like 2. Bases 609 to 1244 code for a protein of 211 amino acids. Lineage: Eukaryota; Metazoa; Chordata; Testudines; Emydidae. Gene Ontology annotation, biological process: cilium assembly. The record is from RefSeq and is a predicted model, not a curated record. Gene Ontology annotation, molecular function: protein dimerization activity. The transcript has 4 exons. Gene Ontology annotation, cellular component: ciliary basal body; cytoplasm.
UCAGUCCCUCCCCAUCCUGAGGCGUCUCCAUGGAAACUGCAAACGUUACCCAGGGAGGGCAGACGCUUCACCCUGCCCAGGGUUUGCUUUGUCAUAGUGCUUCUUGCAAAAUGCAAUGGGAAAUGUCUCCAGCUGCCCUCGCAGCAUCAAUCCCGCCUGCCUGCAAAAGCCUCCACCCAGUACUUCAACACAGAUCACUCCCAGGCCAGCCACAGCCCUGCCUCUUGCGACAGAGACUGGGUCUGCUGGGUAGUUUUGUCUGCACAACCAGCAGUGAAACACACGCCCAUAGCCUAUCACCCUGCAGCCAAUCUCUGUCUCCUGGACACUGCCUAAGAAUGAGAGUAGGGGCCACUCCAGCUAGAAGGGAAGCUGUCCCGUGCUGGCCUCGCUUCCCACAUGGCUUUUAGCCCCACCCCAGCCUCCCAGCCUUGUUAUCUGAUUGGCCCCCAGGAGCCUCCCCUGGAGGCCGAGAGGACUUGGUCACAGGUUAACAAGUUUCACAGAGGAGGAGGAAGGAAGUUGUUGAGUGUGGCAGCCGAAGCAGGCGACAACUGCAGGAGCAGGUCUGAAACCAGCCUUCUCCAGACUCCCCACUGGGGCUUGCCAUGCAGGGUCAUCAGCACCAAGAGGAGGGAGAGGUGAAGGAAGAGCCUAGUCCUGAAAGCGCCUUUGAGAAGAGCCCCUUCCAGCUGACAGCAGAGGAUGUCUAUGACAUUUCCUACCUGGUGGGCAGGGAGAUCCUGAAAAUAAGCAGCGAGCCCCAGGGGGAGGUGCCCACCAGGGUCGCCCAGUUGCAGUUCAAGAUAGUGAGGAUUCUGGAAAUGCUGGAAGCUUUGGUGAAUGAGAGUAACCUGACAGUGGAGGAGCUGAAGAUGGAGAGAGACAAUCUCAGAAAGGAGGUGGAGGGACUCAGAAAGGAGGGUCCCCCAGGGAAUGCAGAGCAGCUGAGCCUUGGACCAGACAAAAUGAUAAUAGAUCUCACAGAUCCAAAUCGUCCACGGUUCACGUUGCAGGAGUUGAGAGAUGUGCUGCAGGAACGUAACCAGCUGAAAGCACAACUUCUUAUUACACAAGAGGAGCUACAGUGCUUUAAGAGUGGCAUCAUUUCACAGAGGGAGGACCAGGCUGGGCCAAUGGAAAAGGAAUCCACUGUCUGCAGUCCUUCUGGCUCAAGCAAAUCUAACGAAGAGAAAACAAUCAUAAAGCGUCUGUUCUCUUUUAAAUACGGAAAACGAAUAUGACUGAGAAUUUAGCCACUUCUGCUCCAAAAGUUGCAGCCUAUAAAGCCCUUGAGAAGAAGCAUUUGAAGGAAAAGAAUCAGUUUCACUGUAGAGAAGAGGCCACAUCUCAAGAACAUGUAUUUGUAUAAUACUUUCAGAUUUUGCUUUUUUAAAUAACAUUUCUGACAAUGUUUGUAUUAAGGAAUAAGUGUUGUUUUCUCCUCUUGUAAAGGAUGGCAGACUUCCUCUAGACAUAUCCAGGCGGAUGGGGUACGGAAUAAACCUUUUUUAUAUAGUGA